Messenger RNA from Phalaenopsis equestris, 1345 nucleotides. RefSeq lists its product as uncharacterized. The transcript has 5 exons. NCBI's taxonomy places the organism in Eukaryota, Viridiplantae, Streptophyta, Magnoliopsida, Asparagales, Orchidaceae. The record is from RefSeq and is a predicted model, not a curated record. Gene Ontology annotation, molecular function: zinc ion binding.
CCGCCAUAAACUACGCACCACCAAAUCCCCUGCCAAAAAAGAGAAUGAGAGUUGUGGUUCGUUAAGGCUCCACCCUUCCUUCUCCUUCGGCGGAUAGGCCAGGCCAUUGAAAGCUCUGAAGAAAGUAGAGAGAGAAAAAAAAAGACUGGAGAGAGAGAGAGGUUGUUAGAGAUAGAAAGAGAAAGUUUAGGUGAGGAAGAAGAGGAAGGAGAGAUCAUGGGCAGAGAAGGGAGCUUGCCGGGUUGGCUCGGGGGACUGGUGGAGGAGAGCUUCUUCGUUGGGUGCGGGACCCACGAGAGCAUGAAGAAGAACGAGAAGAACAUAUUCUGCCUCGACUGCUGCACCAGCAUCUGCCCUCACUGCGCACCCUCUCACCCUUCCCAUCCCCUCCUUCAGGUGAGGCGUUAUGUGUACAAUGAUGUAGUGAGAUUGGAUGAUCUUGAGAAGCUCAUCGACUGCUCCUUCGUUCAGGUAUAUUAAUUUACUUAUAAUAGUGCAAAGGUAAUCUUUUUAAAGCCAAGGCCUCAAUCGAGGCCGUUCAAGGGUUCUGGUAAUAUUUGCCUCAGCUGUGACAGAAUUCUCCAAGAGCCUUUUCACUACUGCUGCCUCACCUGCAAGGUUGAGCAUGUGGUGAUGCAGGGGGCUGAUUUAUCAAGCAUACUGUUCCGAUUCGAUGAAUCCGACUUUGCUUUCACCCAUUUUGAGAGCCUGAGGAUGGAUGGCUCCGAUUUGCUUGAAGAUGACGGUGCCGGCGGCGGCCAGAUUACGCCGAAUUCCAUCUUGGAAGAUCCGCUGCAGUACAAAGGGAGCAGUGGGGGAUCAAGUGCUAUUGAUGGUGCGAGAGGUGCUGUUGGUAGGAGUGAUGCGGUGAAGAGAAAGAAGAGCGGAGGUGUUGGAAGUGGUGGUGGCGGCGGCGGCGGCGGCGGCGGUGGUGGCAGUGGCCGGAGUUUCUUUCCAGGAAUAGUGCUGUCUCUGAGUAACCGUAGGAAGGGUGCUCCUCAUAGGUCUCCGCUUUCUUAAAAUCGUUAAUGGAAGGGAGUCUUAGGUUAAUGAAGUUAGUUUAGGUACUAGUGUUUGCAUGUUGAUUUGUUUUGUGGUAUCAAAUUACUGUAGAUUGUAUUGCCAAGAAUGCGCCUGCUAGCUCAGUUAUGGGGGGUAUUUAGGGCAUAAAUGUAAUGGUAUUUUGUUGUUUGGGGGGAAUGGGUAAUUUCCAUCACCUUCUAGGUGGGCACAGCAGGUCAUAUUUGAGGCUGCAGUGGCUGCCAAUUUUGUAUUUAGGUGAUGGAAUAUUAAAUACUUCUACAUCAUGAAUAUGAAUAUAUAAUAUAAUAUUUAUGUAGAUUUC